UCGCUCAACAAACUCGGCAGAAUACAGUUCUCAAAAAUUGCCAUGGAUAGUAAAAGUUUAUUAGUGGUGCUGCUGGUGCUGGUCUGCUGCAUGCACAGCGUUUGGUCGCAGACAACGGAAUCAACAACAAAACAAACAAGUGAAGCAGAAAUAACAACAGAAAUAUCACCAACAACUGAGCCACCAUUUUAUAAUUGUCGUUUAUAUGAAGGAUCCAAACUGGAUCUCGAUCCUCUUGUAGGUCUCUGGUAUGAGACGGGCCAAUAUCCCUUCAACUACAUGAAGUGCUCGAAUAUCUCAGUUGAUGACAAGGUCAGUACGGAGAAUAAGAUUGAGCUGCAAUUUGAGUACGUUGACUCCUCUGAUGACAAAUGGGAGUCCGCAAAGAAGUCGAGCUCCUAUCCCUGGAAUUCGAAAACUCAAAAUGGUAUCUUUGAGAAGAAUGUUGAGGAGACCUACAAGCUUGUCAGAACGGAUAGAAUCACAUACGCCUUCUUCUGCGGCUACGUGGGCACUAACCCCGUGGACCGCUUUAAGGUGUGGACGCGCCAGCGACAUCUGACUUCGGAAGAAAUGAUGGAUCUGCAGAUAAAGUUCGUCGAACUGGGACAGGGCACGAAUAUUGUCUGGGUGGAGCAAUCUCUGGAAAAGUGCAACUCAGCAAUGCGCACAGCCGGCGGAUCACUUGUUGCGUUGGCCUUGGCGCUUCUUGUCUAUCGUAGGAAUAUAUAAAAUCUAAUUAGUUUCUUAGUUCAAGAAUCAAGUCAAGCAAUUUUAAUGAUUCAUAAGAAGAUAACAUUUUUAAAUAAUAUAAUGAACAUGCAAUUUAUUUUUAUAUCUUGUAUGUAUAAGACAAGUUUUAA
This is a messenger RNA of Drosophila grimshawi, 863 nucleotides long. RefSeq lists its product as uncharacterized. Lineage: Eukaryota; Metazoa; Arthropoda; Insecta; Diptera; Drosophilidae. The transcript has 2 exons. The record is from RefSeq and is a predicted model, not a curated record. The coding region runs from base 43 to 732 and encodes 229 amino acids.